AUGAAUAAUCCAUUUAGUUUACCACAACCACCAACUAGCGGAAGUGGAGGCUAUAAUAAUCCUUCAUCAACAUCAACGCCAUUCGAUAAUUCCAAUUCAUAUGGUAUUACUUCGCAAAAUUAUGCCGGUGGAAAUUAUAAUAAUAUGCCAUCACAACAAUCUCGUGGUGGUGGCCCUAUGCGUGGUGGACGAGGUGGCGGCGGUGGUGGUAGUGGUAAUUUUGGUGGCCCUUCAGGUGGCGAUAACGGCUAUGGUAAUCGACCAGCUCCUUAUCCAUCGCGCGGUGGUGGUCGUGGUGGUGGCCGAGGCGGUGGUCGCGGUCGUGGCCGUGGACAAUAA
Messenger RNA from Adineta steineri, 339 nucleotides. Lineage: Eukaryota; Metazoa; Rotifera; Eurotatoria; Adinetida; Adinetidae. The record is from the annotation of a GenBank genome assembly.